AUGAAGGAGGUGCACGCGGAGCAGGCCUCGUCGGCGGCAGCUCCGGCCCCGCAUUCGCCCGUUGGGCCCUCGUACGACGCACCCGAGCCCGCCUACAAGGAAGGCGAAGAAGACGUCCACGGCGCUCCGGAGCCCUCCUACGGAGCCCCUGAGCCGGCCUAUGGGGCACCUGAGCCAGCCUAUGGCGCCCCUGAGCCAGCCUAUGGCGCCCCUGAGCCAGCCUAUGGUGCCCCUGAGCCAGCCUAUGGUGCCCCUGAGCCAGCCUAUGGUGCCCCUGAGCCAGCCUAUGGCGCCCCUGAGCCAGCCUAUGGCGCCCCUGAGCCAGCCUAUGGGGCCCCCGAGCCAUCGUACAAGGCGCCUGAGCCAUCCUAUGGUGCCCCGGAACCUCCUUACAAGGCCCCUGAGCCAUCUUAUGGAGCGCCCGAGCCCGCAUACAAGGCGCCUGAGCCGAGUUACGGAGCUCCCGAACCUUCUUACAAAGCGCCUGAGCCAUCAUACGGAGCCCCCGAACCUGCUUACAAGGCCCCUGAACCAUCCUACGGAGCCCCUGAACCUGCUUACAAGGCCCCUGAGCCGUCUUAUGGAGCUCCCGAGCCCGCUUACAAGGCCCCUGAACCAGUCUAUGGUACCCCGGAACCUUCUUACAAGGCCCCUGAACCAUCCUAUGGAGCCCCCGAGCCCGCGCACAAGGCACCUGAGCCGGCCUACGGAGCUCCCGAACCUUCUUACAAAGCUCCUGAGCCAUCCUAUGGAGCCCCGCAGCCUUCAUACAAGGCACCUGAACCUGCUUAUGGAGCCCCUGAGCCUUCCCUUGAGGAUCCUGAGCCCUCUUACAAAGCACCUGAGCCGUCCUAUGGGUCGCCCGAACCUUCCUACAAAGCCCCUGAACCAGCCUAUGGAGCUCCCGAGCCUUCUUAUAAACCCACUGAGGCUUCGUAUGAAGCCCCUGAGCCCGCUUACAAAGGACCAGAACCUUCUUAUCGCGCACCUCAAGCCUCUUACGGUGCCGCUGGACCCUCUUAUAAGGCCCCCGAGCCCACUUACGGCGCCCCUGGACCUUCCUACAAAGGUCCCGAAGCAUCCUACGGAGCCCCUGGACCUUCUUACAAGGCUCCUGGGCCCUCUUACCCCGCACCGAAGCCUGCCUACGGGCCCAAGCCCUCCUUCGCGCCUUCUCCUUAUCGCCCUUCUGCUGGCUACGCCAGCCUAGCUCCCAAGAGCCCUCAGCCCAGCUAUCGGCCGGCCGGUUACAAAGCCCCCGCCCCCUCCUACAGGCCCGCCCCCUACAAAGCUUCCGUUUCUUCCUACAAGCCUGAGCCUUAUCGCGCUCCUCUGACUCCCUACAAACCGGCUCCGAAGAGCCCAGUGGCGUCCCACUCGUCGUCCUACAAGGGCCCGAAGCCCUCUUACGAGCCGUCUUACGAGACCCCCUACGUUAGGUCGCCGGUCUCCUACACCUACGACUACGCGGUGGAGGACGGCCACAGCGGCAACGCCUACUCCAAGCAGGAGAACCGCGACGGCUACAACACGCGCGGCUCGUACCAGGUGGCGCUGCCGGACGGCCGCGUGCAGACGGUGCGCUACAGCGCCGACGACGCUGGCUUCGUCGCUGAGGUGGCGUACGAGGGCGAGGCGCAGUAUCCGCCUGAGGCUGAGCACAAGGGCGCCGGGAUCUGGGCCAAGACCAAGGACAUCGGCGGCCAACACACCACGUCCGAUUUCAUGAACUCCGUCAUUCACUCGCUGGACUUCAAGUGA
Molecule: messenger RNA, 1761 nt
Organism: Pollicipes pollicipes
Lineage: Eukaryota; Metazoa; Arthropoda; Thecostraca; Pollicipedomorpha; Pollicipedidae
Product: extensin-2
Exons: 5
Coding region: 1-1761 (586 amino acids)
Cellular component (GO): extracellular matrix
Source: RefSeq, a predicted model, not a curated record